This is a messenger RNA of Hylaeus volcanicus, 1828 nucleotides long. It is a transcript of the gene Elp3, whose product is annotated as elongator complex protein 3. Gene Ontology annotation, cellular component: elongator holoenzyme complex; nucleus; cytoplasm. Gene Ontology annotation, biological process: tRNA wobble base 5-methoxycarbonylmethyl-2-thiouridinylation. Bases 145 to 1800 code for a protein of 551 amino acids. NCBI's taxonomy places the organism in Eukaryota, Metazoa, Arthropoda, Insecta, Hymenoptera, Colletidae. The transcript has 9 exons. Gene Ontology annotation, molecular function: iron-sulfur cluster binding; acyltransferase activity, transferring groups other than amino-acyl groups. The record is from RefSeq and is a predicted model, not a curated record.
AGAUGGAUAGGAAAAGUUUGCGGAUAAAAACGUCCAUGUGUCACUUGGCAUAACCUAAAAUUGAUUCCUUUUCAUCAUAGAAACAAAAAGGCUUUUAAAAUUGGGAGUUGAAAAACUAUUGCCGUUUGUGAAAAUAAUUUCAUCAUGGUUAAAAAGAGAAGAGAUUUCGAGGAGAGUAAGGAGGAACGUAUGGUUAUGACAAUUGGAGAGAUUAUACAGGAAUUAUUAAAAGCACACACAGAAAACAGAGAUGUAGAUUUAAAUAAACUAAAAACUCGAAUCGCUUCUAAGUAUGGCUUAGAAACUUCUCCUAGAUUAGUUGAUAUUAUAGCAGCUGUACCUGUUGAUGCCAGAAGCAUAUUAGUCCCAAAGUUAAAAGCAAAACCCAUUAGGACUGCUAGUGGUAUAGCUGUUGUGGCUGUGAUGUGCAAGCCACACAGAUGUCCUCAUAUUAACAUGACUGGAAACAUUUGCGUGUAUUGUCCUGGUGGACCUGACUCAGAUUUUGAGUAUUCAACACAGUCGUACACAGGAUACGAACCAACAUCUAUGAGAGCCAUUCGUGCAAGAUAUAAUCCAUUUUUGCAGACAAGACAUCGCGUCGAACAGCUAAAACAAUUAGGACACAGUGUAGAUAAAAUUGAAUUUAUCGUUAUGGGAGGUACUUUUAUGUCUUUGCCUGAAGACUACAGAGAUUUUUUCAUUCGAAAUUUGCACGACGCAUUGUCCGGACAUGUUAGCAGUAACGUUGACGAAGCGGUAAAAUAUUCCGAACGAAGUCGAACUAAAUGUAUUGGAAUUACCAUAGAAACGCGACCUGAUUAUUGUCUUAAAAAGCAUCUUUCCGACAUGUUACGUUACGGGUGUACUCGUUUAGAGAUUGGUGUACAAUCCGUAUACGAAGACAUAGCACGAGAUACUAACAGGGGGCACACUGUACGUGCGGUAUGCGAAAGUUUUCAGUUAUCAAAAGAUGCUGGUUUUAAAGUGAUUGCACAUAUGAUGCCGGAUUUACCAAACGUGGACAUCGAAAGAGAUGUUAAUCAAUUCAUCGAAUUUUUUGAAAAUCCUGCUUUCAGAGCAGACGGUUUAAAAAUUUAUCCGACAUUAGUUAUACGUGGCACUGGUUUGUACGAAUUAUGGAAAACUGGAAGGUAUAAAAGUUAUCCACCAAGCGUUUUAAUCGAUCUUAUAGCUCGUAUUUUGGCUCUCAUACCGCCUUGGACUCGCGUAUAUCGCGUACAAAGAGACAUACCUAUGCCUUUAGUUAGUUCGGGCGUAGAACACGGAAAUUUGCGUGAGUUAGCAUUAGCAAGAAUGAAAGAUUUGGGGACUGAUUGUCGCGAUGUAAGAACUCGAGAAGUGGGAAUUCAAGAAAUACAUCAUAAAGUACAGCCUUACGAAGUAGAACUCAUACGUCGCGAUUACGUCGCGAAUGGCGGUUGGGAAACAUUUUUGUCGUACGAAGAUCCUACUCAGGAUAUUUUGGUUGGUUUACUGAGAUUGAGAAAGUGUUCCAGUGAAACCUUUAGGCCAGAACUUAAAAAUAAAUGUUCGAUAGUCAGAGAACUUCACGUAUAUGGCAGUGUAGUCCCUGUAAAUGCUCGCGAUCCUACAAAGUUUCAGCAUCAAGGAUUUGGAAUGCUACUGAUGGAAGAAGCUGAACGAAUAGCGCGGGAGGAGCAUCAAUCUCAUAAAAUUUCCGUUAUAUCAGGCGUCGGAACACGAAACUAUUACAGAAAGAUGGGUUACGAACUCGACGGCCCUUAUAUGUCUAAAAUGUUGGUAGAUUGCAAAUAAAUUUUGAUUAUUUACGUACGAUACAAAA